AUGUCGACAGACACAACAGCACUAGCAACUCCUACGGAACCGACGAACGGUCGUCGUGCUGAACCACCUGUUAAUGUUUAUGUUCGUAUUCGACCAUUUAUUGGCGAUGAAAUAACUCGUGGCGAAAAUCAACAAAUGCUUUGCAUUCGUGAUGAAAAACGUAUUGCUGUUAAAUUGUAUCCAACAGCUACAAACAAUAUUCGACCAGCACAAACAUCCUAUAAUGAAUAUGAGGUCACAAGAAUUUUCGAUCAUAAUUGUACACAACAAGAACUUUUCGAACAAAUUCUUGAACAAUCAACUGAUGAAAUAUUUACUGGCUCUAAUUGGCUGCUUUGUACACUUGGUCUUACUAAUAGCGGUAAAACUCAUACCAUGUUUGGUACCCCAAAAGAUCCUGGUCUUAUUCCGCAAUGUUUACAACGUAUAUUUUUACAUAUUGGCUAUAAUAUUGAUACGAAAGUUUUAUAUAAACCCGAUGGCUUAGAAAAUUUAGUUCAAACAAAUAUGAAUAAUCUUCAAGAUGAAAUCAAUUAUCGUAAAUAUAUAUUUAAAGAUGACAAAGACGAUUAUCGGCGCACUCGUUUACAAAGUAUUGUUCAAGAUCAACCGUCAGUUCUUGAUGAUCAUUCAGUUGAAGACGAACAUUAUUCUAUAUGGAUAUCAUUUUUUGAAUUAUAUAAUGAAAGUGUAUUUGACCUCCUAAUUAAACCAAGUGCAAUGAAAAAACGUAAACCAUUACGUUUAAUGCAAAAUAAUGAAUCAACAGUAAUCAAAGAUCUUGUACAAAUACCUGUAUUUGAUUUAAAAGAAGCUGAAGAUACAAUUCGAUUCGGGUACGCAAAUCGUGCUACAUCAAAAACAGAUUUAAAUGAAGCAUCAUCACGUUCACAUGCUGUACUUUGUAUUACAUUAAUUAAUAUUGAUGAAUUUGAAGAAGAACCAACAAUGAGUCAUAUGUAUAUUUGUGAUUUGGCUGGCAAUGAACCAUCGACUGGUACAGGCAAACAAUUAGCUGAAACAUGUAAUAUCAAUACAUCAUUAAUGACAUUUAAAGAUUGUAUACGAGUUUUAAAUGAAAAUCAAACAGCAAAAAAACAAAUGUUAUUACCUUAUCGAAAUAGUGUAUUAACAAGUAUAUUUCGACCAUUUUUUAUUGGUCGUGGACGAACGAUUAUUUGUUGUAAUGUUAAUCCAUGUGCUACAUUUAUUUCUCAGACAAAUGAUCUAUUAAAAUUUAGUGCUCUUGCACAAAAAACGAUUAUUGUACCCGUAGAACCAGCACAGAAGAAAGUUGUCUUAGAAUCAAAAAUCAAAGGUCCUAAACGAUUAGGUCAAGGAGUACGUGGUCCUACGAUAGGAAAAAAGAAAAAUCAUCAAACAGUUGAUAGUGAGGAUGUUGAAGAAGAAACAGCUGUAGCCGUUGAUGCAUCAGGUGCACCAGUAGAUCCAAAUUCGAUUCAUUAUUGGAAAUAUUGUACGAGAAAAGCUCUAGAACUGUUACAAAAACAAGCAUCAAAUCGUCGACUAUUUUUCAUUGAACGACAUGAGGAACGUACUCAAACCGUUCAAUACGUUCUUCAUCAACGCGAUCAAAUGGAACAACUAUUCAAUGAGAAACAAUCAUUAAAUCAAAACAUUGAGUCACUGAGUAAAGCACACACUUCUGAACAUGAACAUCUUAAGCAAGCAAAAGAAAAUUAUGCAGAAUUAGAAAAAAAAUUUAAUGAACUAUUUAAAAAAUAUGCCAAUGCAAAUCGCGAUAAUGAUACAUUAAGAUCGCGUUUAAAAAACGUUCAACAAAAAUUCGAUUCUCUAAAUACAGAAUAUAAUACAACCAUUGAACAAAAUCGUCAAUACGAACAAAAUCAAUUCAAUGAUAAAACGAAUUAUACUGAAGAAAUCAAUCGUUUGACACGUGAUUAUGAACAAGAAAAACAUGAAAAAGCUCAUAAAGAUAAAACAAUCGAGCAAUUAAAUGGAAAACUUCUUUCCGAAAAAAAUCAAAAUGAAAAAUUCCUUCAAGAAGUAACACAACUAAGACACGAUUUAAAAAGUAUACAUUCAAAAUAUGAUACACUUCAAGUUGAAUUACUUCAAUUGCGUGAAACAAAAAACAAUGAACCAGUUCUUGUGGCUCCGCCGCCAUCAAUUUCAGCACCGCCACCAAUACUUGCAACGCGAACAUUACGAUCGAAAAGAAGUGCACACGAAGAGGAAACACAAGAUAACAAGAAGUCCAAGCUUGGAACACCUGAUCGACCUGCAGGCAAUAGUGGUCCCGCGCAUAAACCUAGUACACGACGAGUACUAUCAAAGCCGAAUACGGAAGAAGAACGCAAACCAACACCACCUAUUGUUAAAGAUGUGGCUAAAACGAAGAGUAGUGUAUCAAUUUUAAAGAAACGACCAUUGGCACCAUCAAAUAGUGCUGAUUCUCCAAUGAUGACACCUAAAUUAACUACUCCAGCAACAGCAUCACCUAUUAUUGAUCUUCGACCACCCUCAGUUGUUGCAACAUCAAUACAAAGUACGAUGAGUCCGAAGCCUACCGCAAUUCAACGUAUUCAAUCAUUUUUUCGACAUACACCACCAUCGGCAUCAAAUCGUAUUAUUAACCAUUUAAAGACUAAUUCAGCAGGUAUCGCAUGUGCUCCGUCCUCACCAACAACGGCUAGUCCUAUUGCAAUUCUACAAAAGUCAUCUCUAGCGAUGAGAAAACAAACACCGAAACGACGAUAUAAACUACGUAGCCGUGUUAAUUCAAACCAAUAA
This is a messenger RNA of Rotaria socialis, 2775 nucleotides long. NCBI's taxonomy places the organism in Eukaryota, Metazoa, Rotifera, Eurotatoria, Philodinida, Philodinidae. The record is from the annotation of a GenBank genome assembly.